This is a messenger RNA of Zymoseptoria tritici IPO323, 1434 nucleotides long. RefSeq lists its product as uncharacterized. The annotation marks the transcript as partial. Gene Ontology annotation, molecular function: transmembrane transporter activity. Lineage: Eukaryota; Fungi; Ascomycota; Dothideomycetes; Mycosphaerellales; Mycosphaerellaceae. Gene Ontology annotation, biological process: transmembrane transport. The transcript has 3 exons. The record is from RefSeq and is a predicted model, not a curated record.
GGUCUCGUCCACGAGCCGCUUCCAAUCACAAAUCUCAGCACCAGCAUUGUCGGAUGGGAAAGUCAGAGCGAUCCUGCUAUGCCAUACAACUUCAAACCCUCGCAGAAAUGGACUUGGGUUGCGCUCCUAUCUGCCAUUACCCUGCUCGGCCCGUUCGCAACAUCGAUCUUGUCGCCCGCCAUCGACAUAUUGAAUCUUGAAUUCGACAAUAAGAACGCCAUUCUCGGGUCAAUGACAGUGACGAUCUACCUUUUUGGCUACGUCGUUGGUCCCAUCUUUAUUGGCCCACUUUCUGAGAUGUACGGCCGGAAGCUGGUGCUCAGCCUUUGCAAUGUAUUCUUCUGCCUGUGGCAGAUCGGCUGCGCGUUGGCACCCAAUAUUGAGACACUCGUCGUAUCGAGGUUUUUCAGUGGUGUUGGCGGUGCGGCGAGUCUGACACUUGGCGGCAGCAUAAUCGGUGACAUGUUCCGCCCGGAGGAAAGAGGCAAAGCAAUGGGAAUGUGGAACAUGGGACCAUUGCUUGGUCCAGUCAUUGGUCCUUUCCUCGGAGGAUUUCUUGCUCAAUAUAUCGGCUGGCGCUGGGAUUUCUGGAUCGUGCUGGCCGCAUCUGCACCUGUGACCUUGCUCAUCAUUCUGUGCACUAAGGAGACGUGCCACAAGGUUCUGAUCCAGCAGAAGACCGCGAGCCUCAGGAACACGCUUGCACGAGAGGAUCUGACCAGCUGCUAUGAGCCGACUUUCCGAACCGCAAAGGAGGCUGUGCGUCUCAGCUUCUCCAGGCCAUUGAAGCUGAUGUUCAUUUCCCCGAUCGUCUUCUUCCUUUCGCUGUACAUCGCUUUCGUCUUCGGAGUUGUAUACCUUCUGUAUACCACCAUUCCGACCGUGUUCCGGGACAGCUACGGAUGGAGCAGCGGCCAAACGGGAUACCCAUAUAUCUCUCUUGGUAUCGGGAACCUGAUCGCAUGGUUGUUCUUCACGAUGUACUCGGACAAAAUGGUCGUCAAGCUUGCCUCAGCAAACGGCGGUGUUUUCGCGCCCGAAAUGCGCCUUGUGAUUAGCAUACCAUUUGGAUGCCUUCUCCCGGUCACGCUAUUCUGGUACGGCUGGAGCUCAUCAUAUCGCGCUCACUGGGCGUCCACCAUCGUAUCGCUGGUGCCAUUUGGAAUCGGCAUCAUGGGACUGUUCCUACCGAUUAGUACCUACAUUGUCGACAGCUAUCCCACUUAUGCGGCCUCCGCGACCUCAGCGAAUGUCAUACUCAGGAGCGUUGUUGGUGCUCUCCUGCCUUUAGCUGGACCACCUCUUUAUGACAGUCUGGGACUCGGAUGGGGAAAUUCGUUGCUCGGAUUCAUCAGCAUUUUGAUGAUCCCUCUGCCGUUCAUUUUCUACAAGUAUGGAGCUGGCCUUCGCAAGGCGGAACGCUUCGCUCUGUAG